AUGAUUUCAUGGCCUCACCCUCAUGCCCAUAUAACCUCUACUGCCAUCCCUGCCGAACCCACCUCUGUCAACGAAGCAUCUAAGUUUCCCGAAUGGAGAAAGGCCAUGCAACUUGAGUUUGAUGCCCUGCUUUCCAACAAAACCUGGACACUGGUUCUUCCUGCUACCUCUCAAAAUCUUGUGGGCUGUCGGUGGAUUUUCAAGACAAAGUACAUAUCCGAUGGAACCAUAGAAAGUAGAAAGGCGCACCUUGUAGCCAAAGGCUACAGUCAACUUGAAGGAUUGGACUACUCAGAAACGUUUAGUCCGGUGGUAAAGCCUACUUCAAUCAGGUUGGUAUUUUCAGUUGCUAUUUCAUCUGGAUAG
This is a messenger RNA of Carya illinoinensis, 366 nucleotides long. RefSeq lists its product as uncharacterized. The record is from RefSeq and is a predicted model, not a curated record. The transcript has a single exon. NCBI's taxonomy places the organism in Eukaryota, Viridiplantae, Streptophyta, Magnoliopsida, Fagales, Juglandaceae. Bases 1 to 366 code for a protein of 121 amino acids.